This is a messenger RNA of Pectinophora gossypiella (pink bollworm), 2135 nucleotides long. Its product is annotated as probable oligoribonuclease. Gene Ontology annotation, cellular component: mitochondrion. Gene Ontology annotation, molecular function: 3'-5'-RNA exonuclease activity; nucleic acid binding. NCBI's taxonomy places the organism in Eukaryota, Metazoa, Arthropoda, Insecta, Lepidoptera, Gelechiidae. The record is from RefSeq and is a predicted model, not a curated record. The transcript has 3 exons. The coding region runs from base 77 to 757 and encodes 226 amino acids.
UAUAACUUGCUUAUGGAUGGAUUUUGGCUUUGAUUUUGGCUAACUUGUUUUUAGAAUUUUGUAAUAUAGAUACUAAAUGAAUAUCUUGAGACAAACUGUAUUUUCUAGCGUUGGUUUUAUAACAAAAUCAAUAAUUCGUCCAGUUUCAAAUAGCAGUAAUUUGAUGUCAAAUAUGGAUAUUACUACGGUUAGAGGCGGGGCGAAGAGAAUAGUAUGGGUAGACUUGGAAAUGACGGGUCUGGAUAUAGAAAAGGACCAUAUACUGGAGAUUGCCUGCUUGGUUACCGAUGCUCAGCUCAACAUAGUUGCUAAGGGCCCCAACCUUAUCAUACAUCAGCCAGAUGAUAUUCUAAGCAGCAUGAACCCUUGGUGCGUCAAUCAACAUGGUGAGAGUGGACUGAUGGAGGCUAGCAGGAAAUCAAAAAUUUCUCUCAGAGAUGCUGAAAACCAAGUUUUGAAAUUUGUCACUUCUCAUGUGCCUGAGAAGAAGUGUCCCUUAGGAGGGAAUAGUGUUUACAUGGACCGAUUAUUCCUCAGAAAAUACAUGCCAAGAUUUGAUAAUUACUUACAUUACAGAAUCAUAGAUGUCAGCACUAUAAAGGAACUAGCUAAGCGAUGGUACUCACGGGAAUUCUCAAGGAUACCACAGAAAAAGUUCAAACAUCGCUCCAUAGAUGAUAUUUUGGAAAGUAUAGAGGAAUUGAAGUAUUAUAGAGAGAAUAUUUUCAAAAAUGUUGAUGCGGAUAUAGAAAAUUGACACUUGAAGAGGCAGUCUAAUUCUAGACUCACCAGUUGUAGAAAAUUAUGUUAGAUAAUUUUUACUAUUGUGUUUCGUGAUCAAUGAUUGAGUAUUUAGACAUGUUUGUUAUUUGAUAGUACUGAUGUAAAUCAGCUAUCGACACAAUACAGGGUGUUAGUGACAUCAUAACGAAUACUAAGGGGCAUGAUUCAGACAAUGAUUCUGAGUUAAUAUGAAUUGGGAUUUUCCAUCAGAAUAUUCAUGUUUUUUUUUUGCGUUUUUUUCAAUUCUAAAUUCCACUAGAUCCCCCUCAGUAUUCAUUACGAUGUCACUUACACCCCAUACAAGUAUUUACAGGUAUGCCAUAAAGUAUGUAUGGGUGUUAGUGACACUGUAACAAAUACUGAGGGAGAUGAGUUAGACCACGAUUCUGAGUUGAUAUCAAGUGGAAUUUCCUGUCGGAAAUUCAUGAGAAUUUUAGUGUGUUUUUUAAAUUAUUUUCCGUUCUAUACUUUUGCGAUGGAAAAUUCCACUUGAUAUCAACUGAGAAUCAUGGUCUGAAUCAUCCCUCAGUUUUCGUUACGAUGUUACUAACACCUUGUAUAGUUUAUUUUCAAGGUCAACUAUCGAUAGUUCGGCAACACUAGUGAGUGAAAGAUAUAGAAUAAUACAUGAUUAUUACAAUUUGAACUUUGCAUCUUUAUAAGAACUGAUUGACUAUUGUAGUGGCAUGAUAUUUUUUGUUUAGAUUUUAAAAUACUUAGCUGUCCAAUUAAAAAAAAACUUCAUACUGAAAACUUUAUAAGAUGCAACUUAUCUGAUACCCACGUAUAAUAAAUUGUAAAAACCUACCUCAUUUAUGUUUCAGAAUAUCUUAAUAAUUUUUUGGGUUGGUACCUAAAUUUUACAUUUUAUAAAUUAUUGUAAUUUUUUUGUCUAGAGUUUAGGUAGAAUUUAUUUCACACAUGAAAUAAAUACUUAUUUCAUAAAACUAUACUUACUACUUAUUAUUUUAUAUCAUCAUCAGCCCAUUAACGUCCCCACUGCUGGGGUACGGGCCUUUCCUAUGGAUGGAUAGGGAGAUCGGGCCUUAGUGCGGAUUGAUGGUUAUUAACGACUGCUAAUGCAGCCGGGACCAACGGCUUAACGAGCCUUCCGAAGCACGGAGGAGCUCGAGAUGAAAACUUUUUUUUGUGGUCACCCAUCCUAUGACUGGCCUUUGCGAAAAUUGCUUAACUUCAACAAUCGCAGACCGAGCGCCACCGAGCUCCUCAAUCAUCAUUUUAUAUAACUAUACUUAUUACAUAAAACUAACUUAUAAACUUAUUUAAUAACAUUAUGUUCCACUGCUGACAAAAUUAAUUAAUUAAAAUACCAAAAUGAAAUGAAAUAUUUA